Messenger RNA from Sander lucioperca (pikeperch), 1086 nucleotides. Its product is annotated as clarin-1. Gene Ontology annotation, biological process: equilibrioception; sensory perception of sound. The record is from RefSeq and is a predicted model, not a curated record. NCBI's taxonomy places the organism in Eukaryota, Metazoa, Chordata, Actinopteri, Perciformes, Percidae. The transcript is spliced from 3 exons. Bases 96 to 797 code for a protein of 233 amino acids.
UCCGUGCCUCCCUCUGUCCUCGGUCCUCCGUCCUCCCUCCCUCCGUCCUCCCUGCCUCCCUACCCGUCCUCCCUACCUCCGUCCUCCCUGCCGCCAUGAUGCCGAGCCGCCAGAAGCAGCUCCUGUACUCCGUCUCCGGGCUCCUCGGGCUGUGCUGCGCCCUGACGGCCGCGGUGUCCGCCGGGCUGCCGUUGUGGAUCAGCGGGGCCGUGCUGUGCCGGACCGGGGCCGAGCUGGUCAACGCCACCGGCCCCGAGCUGGACAAGUUCCUCGGGGAGCUGACCUACGGCCUGUUCCAGGGCCAGAGGGUGAAGCAGUGCGGGCUGGGCGGGAGACCUUCCCGCUUCUUCUUCUUCCCAGACCUGCAGAGCGCCAUCCCAGUCGGCCUCCACGUGACCGUGGUCUUCUUCUGUGGUGUGGUGAUCCUCUUCUCUGCCGUGGCCACCGGCUUCUUCUUCUUCAACGCCUUUGGACGUCCGUACGAGACGCUGCAAGGCCCCCUGGGACUUUACCUCUGGAGCGCCAUCAGCUGUGUGAGCAGCUGUCUGGUGAUGGUCCUGUUUUCCUCGGAGGUGAAGCUUCACCAUCUUUCUCGCCGGAUCGCCAACUUCAACGAGGAGAACUUUGUUUUCCAGACGCACAGCGAACGCUACGGCCGCUGCUAUUGGCUGUUCCUCCUCGUGUUCCUGCUGCACGCGCUCAACGUGCUGCUGAUCCGCCUGGCGGGAACGCACUUCCCCUUCCAGGGCGAGAAAGGGGCGGAGCUUAGCGGCGGCGCUGCAGACCUCAUGUACUGAGACAGACUUUUUUAGACUUUUUAUAGUAAAACUUGACACUUUUUUGCACUUUUUUCGAGGCUCUUUCCGACUGAUUUUGUAGUAAAACUUGUUGUAACAGAACUUAAAACUUGACACUUCUUCUGACGCUUUCAAAGCGUUUGCCGAAGCUUGAUUUCUACGCUUUUGAAGCAUUUUUUGCAGCUUUUUCAACACCCAGAGUCUUUAGACUGACUGAAGAGAGACCGGAGCCUGUGAGGGACAAACACACUGGAGAGCUGGACAUAUGGGGCCUAUAUAUUCCUCUCCU